Molecule: messenger RNA, 3842 nt
Organism: Arabidopsis lyrata subsp. lyrata
Lineage: Eukaryota; Viridiplantae; Streptophyta; Magnoliopsida; Brassicales; Brassicaceae
Product: importin subunit beta-1
Exons: 3
Coding region: 137-2749 (870 amino acids)
Biological process (GO): protein import into nucleus
Cellular component (GO): nucleus; cytoplasm
Molecular function (GO): nuclear import signal receptor activity; small GTPase binding
Source: RefSeq, a predicted model, not a curated record
CUUCCCUUUUUCGCUGUUUUUUUUCUUCUCUCUCUCUCUCUCUGUCUCUUCCUUCUGGGCUUCUAGGGUUUGUCCUCUCCCAGUCCCCGAUUUUCGCUUUAUCCGAUCGGCCGCCGCCGAGAUUCUAGAUAUACCUAUGGCAAUGGAGGUUACCCAGUUACUCAUUAAUGCUCAGUCGAUUGAUGGAACUGUACGUAAGCAUGCUGAAGAAAGUCUCAAGCAGUUUCAGGAGCAAAACCUUGCAGGUUUCUUGUUGUCGCUUGCUGGAGAGCUUGCGAACGAUGAGAAGCCAGUAGAUAGCAGGAAAUUAGCUGGUUUAGUCCUUAAAAAUGCUCUUGAUGCUAAGGAACAACACAGGAAGUAUGAGCUUGUUCAGAGAUGGUUGGCUCUAGACAUGUCAACAAAGUCGCAGAUCAGAGCAUUCUUGUUGAAGACACUAUCGGCACCUGUGCCCGAUGUUCGUUCGACAGCAUCCCAGGUUAUUGCCAAGGUUGCAGGUAUUGAGUUACCACAGAAGCAGUGGCCUGAGCUCAUAGUGUCUCUUCUCUCAAAUAUUCACCAGUUACCAGCUCAUGUCAAGCAAGCCACUUUGGAGACUCUUGGAUACCUAUGUGAAGAAGUGUCACCUGAUGUUGUUGAACAGGAGCAUGUAAAUAAGAUACUCACAGCUGUUGUUCAGGGUAUGAAUGCUGCUGAAGGUAAUAAUGAUGUUAGACUUGCUGCAACCCGUGCUUUAUACAUGGCUCUGGGAUUCGCCCAAGCAAAUUUCAACAACGACAUGGAGCGUGAUUAUAUCAUGAGAGUCGUGUGUGAAGCAACCCUGUCCCCUGAGGUGAAAAUUAGGCAGGCGGCUUUUGAGUGUUUGGUAUCUAUUGCUUCCACAUACUAUGAGAAGUUGGCGCAUUAUAUGCAAGAUAUAUUCAACAUCACGGCUAAGGCUGUAAGAGAAGAUGACGAGUCUGUUGCUCUACAGGCAAUUGAGUUCUGGAGUUCUAUUUGUGACGAAGAGAUUGACAUCCUAGAAGAAUAUGGUGGUGAGUUCGCUGGGGAUUCUGAUGUGCCAUGCUUUUAUUUUACUAAGCAGGCUCUACCUGGGCUUGUGCCUCUACUGCUGGAGACUCUUCUUAAGCAAGAAGAAGAUCAAGAUUUGGAUGAAGGAGCUUGGAAUAUUGCAAUGGCAGGUGGGACAUGCCUCGGUUUGGUUGCCAGGGCAGUUGGAGAUGACAUUGUACCACAUGUCAUGCCGUUUAUUGAAGAGAAAAUAUCAAAGCCUGAUUGGAGAGAGCGAGAAGCUGCAACUUAUGCUUUUGGUUCCAUUUUGGAAGGCCCUUCUGCAGAUAAGUUGAUGGCAAUUGUUAACGCAGCGUUAACAUUUAUGCUCAAUGCUCUAACAAAUGACCCAAGCAACCAUGUGAAAGACACAACCGCAUGGACCCUUGGUCGGAUAUUUGAGUUCCUUCAUGGUUCAACAAUCGAGACACCAAUUAUUACCCAGGCAAACUGCCAGCAGAUUAUCACAGUACUCAUCCAGAGCAUGAAUGAUGCGCCUAAUGUUGCCGAGAAGGCUUGUGGGGCUCUAUACUUCCUUGCUCAAGGCUAUGAGGAUAUCGGUCCCAAUUCUCCGUUAACACCCUUCUUCCAGGAAAUUAUUCAGUCACUUUUAGCUGUUGCACACAGAGAGGAUGCAACUGAAUCACGCUUGCGGACUGCAGCAUAUGAGGCAUUGAAUGAAGUUGUCAGGUGUUCGACUGAUGAAACGUCGACCAUGGUUCUGCAAUUAGUACCAGUGAUAAUGUUGGAGCUUCACAAUACUUUGGAAGGGGAAAAGCUUUCAUUGGAUGAGAGGGAGAAACAAAACGAGUUGCAGGGACUUCUAUGUGGAUGCUUGCAGGUCAUCAUACAGAAAUUAGGAUCUGAACCAACCAAGUCUGCUUUCAUGCAGUAUGCAGACCAAAUGAUGGGACUUUUCUUGAGGGUGUUUGGUUGUAGAAGUGCAACUGCACAUGAGGAAGCCAUGCUUGCCAUUGGUGCUCUUGCUUAUGCAGCAGGUCCGAAUUUUGCCAAAUACAUGCCUGAGUUUUACAAGUACUUGGAAAUGGGUCUUCAAAACUUUGAAGAAUACCAAGUGUGUGCUGUUACUGUGGGUGUUGUUGGGGAUAUCUGCAGAGCAUUAGAGGACAAGAUUUUACCUUAUUGCGAUGGGAUUAUGACGCAGCUUCUGAAAGAUUUGUCGAGCAACCAGUUGCACCGAUCAGUGAAGCCACCGAUAUUCUCCUGUUUUGGUGACAUAGCACUUGCCAUUGGUGAGGAUUUUGAUAAGUACUGGAGGUAUUCAAUGCCGAUGCUUCAGAGCGCCGCAGAGUUAUCUGCUCACUCGUCUGGAGCCGAUGAUGAAAUGACGGAGUACACAAACUCAUUGAGAAACGGAAUCCUUGAGGCUUAUUCAGGCAUCUUUCAAGGUUUCAAGAACUCCCCCAAAACCCAGCUGCUGAUUCCUUUCGCACCCCAUAUCCUCCAGUUUUUGGACAGUAUAUACAUGGAGAAAGACAUGGACGAGGUGGUGAUGAAGACAGCGAUUGGGGUCUUAGGAGAUUUAGCAGAUACACUAGGGAGUCAUGUGGGUGGUUUGAUACAACAGUCAGUGUCAAGUAAAGAGUUCUUAAACGAAUGUUUGUCUUCUGAAGACCACACAAUUAAAGAAGCAGCCGAAUGGGCGAAGCAUGCCAUUACCCGUGCCAUAUCUGUUUGAAGGCUCUUCUUUGCCUAUAAGAAAGAAAAAUUCGUUUUGCUUUUUAGUAAAGUCUGCAUGCAUCUCUGGGUGGGUUGAGUCGGUCGGGGGAGGGGUAGAGCUGCAACAGCCGAGUCACAUCAGCAUCAGCAUCAGCAUCAUCGUCAUCAGUUUCAUUUGCAUCAUCAGCAUUACUGGGGUCAGUCAGGGAAUCAUUGAGUCGUGGAUGGGGGAAUGAUGAGUUUUGGGUAAAUAAUGAAACUGGAGGAGUCGCGGGUGAAACCAUCCCGGGUAAGGUUAAAGCCCUGGGAGUAGGAAGAGGAGGAAGAGUUGUGGUCGUUUUCUGGUGGUUUUGGGGAUAAAGUUAUACCAAAAAAAAAAAAAAAGGUUUCAUGGAACAUCUCAUAAUACAUUCUUGUUUUUCUUUUCUCUCAUAUGUUCUUCAACCCCUUGAGGAGGGAAGGUCUCAGGUUUUUAUCAAGUGGGGGCAUUAUUAGAGGACAAUCCCUUGAUUUUUUUUUUUCUUCUUUUUUCUUUUAUUAUUUGGUUAGUUGCAGUCUUUGCAUCAUCAUUUUGUCUUUUGGGGGGUUUGUAUGUUUGAUUUAAAGCAUUAUUCACAUUUUUAUUUUUAUAUAAAGAAGUUUCACAUGUCUGUCUCUCUUCUCUUUGUUAUGCAGUUUUGGGGUUUUUGCAUAUAUACUUGUGUUUUGUUUUGCAAUUAAAGUUUAUAUAUUAUGUCACAUACAGGAACAUUUAUAUGGUGUCAUGUCUUAGGGUCUUGAAGAGGUCCACGUCUAUUUAUUUUAGAAUGAAACUGUUUUUAAUCUUUUAGAUUCCAUUAUUUGAUUUGGCUCGAAUUAUAUGGGAAAGGUCACAUGUUAAUAGGAGAAAACGCCCUGCCGUGCUCUGCUUCCAAAGAGUCAAGUUAAGAGAAGAAGAACAUUUCACAUCACGUUGCUUACAAUCUCGUUUAUGAAUUACCUCAAUUUUGAUUGUUUGUGUUGCUUUUUUUGGUUUUCCAAAUGAUCCUUUAUGUUUUAGACAUUUUAAACAAAUGCCAAAUGUAACCGAUACAGAACCUAUAUUUUGAAAAUGUUUUCAUGUGUUUUUGAAA